Molecule: messenger RNA, 1818 nt
Organism: Ilex paraguariensis (yerba mate)
Lineage: Eukaryota; Viridiplantae; Streptophyta; Magnoliopsida; Aquifoliales; Aquifoliaceae
Source: the annotation of a GenBank genome assembly
AUGGGUUACACUUGUGAUUUCUGUGGAGCACAAAGGUCUAUGGUGUACUGUCGAUCUGAUGCAGCCUGUCUAUGUUUGUCUUGUGACUGCAAUGUCCACUCUGCAAAUGCUCUUUCACGACGCCAUUCAAGGACACUAUUGUGUGAAAGAUGCAGUUCACAACCCGCAUUUGUCAGAUGUGUCGAAGAGAAGAUAUCUCUUUGUCCGAACUGCGAUUGGAGUGGGCACGAUGGAUCUAACUCGGGUUCCACACAUAAAAGGGAACCACUUAAUUGUUAUUCUGGUUGCCCUUCGGCUGCAGAACUUUCUACUAUCUGGUCAUUUCUUUUAGAUUCCCCUUCUGUUGGUGAUUCUGCUUGUGAGCAGGGAAUGGGUGCAAUGAGCAUCAAUGAUAACUGUCCGAGGAACUCCCAAGGUGCCUCAGGGAAUAAUAACAAUCAAGAUAUGUCUGUCGCAGUUGAAGGGAGUGACUUUCAGAAUGCCAAUAACUCAAAAGUUUGGACAUGUGUCAUGGGUUCAUCCUCAGUGCCUCAACUUGACACCAGGCUACAUAAUAUAGACCAAACAAUGGGAUCCACAAAUUCUGUCUCACCAAAGCUUUGCUGUUCUGGAACUAAAGGGCCUGGACCAUGUGAAGAUGAUGAUUUUUAUGAGGACUUUAAUAUGGAUGAAGUUGACUUAAACAUUGAGAACUAUAAAGAACUUUUUGGUGUAACUCUUAAUAAUUGGGAACAGCUUUUUGAGAAUGAUGGGAUAGAUAGCUUGUUUGGUAUGAAGGACAUGUCUGGUGCCGAUUCAAACUGUCAGGGUGCAUAUGUUACCCAGGGCUCGUCAAUUGGACGAAUAAAUGCAAUGCAGCGAGCAUGCAGCAAUGCAGCAUCUGCUGAUUCCAUGAUGAGCUGUAAGACAGAACCAAACCUCUGUUUUCCUAGGCAAGCCCACUCCACUCUUUCAUUUUCUGGCCUCACUGAGAGUAGUACGGGAGAAUAUCAAGAUUGUGGAGCUUCUUCAAUGCUUCUCAUGGGAGAGCCUCCAUGGUGUCCCCCUUGUCCUGAAAGUUCCUUCCCUUCAACUAGCAGGAGUAGUGCUGUUUUGCGUUAUAAGGAAAAGAAAAAGGCGCGCAAAUUUGAGAAAAAAGUGAGGUAUGCCUCUCGCAAGGCUAGAGCUGAUGUAAGAAAGCGGGUGAAGGGACGCUUUGUCAAGGCUGGUGAUGUUUAUGACUACGACCCACUGAGGUCUGGGUUGUGUUCAAUGGAUAAAGGUGGAUGUGGAAAGCUGAUUCCACAGCAUCACUGCUGAAAUUCAAUACAAGAAGUUCUUUGAUCCAUCAUCAGAAAAGAAAAGAUGGAUCGUAACAUAAACUGACAAUGUAAAUUUACGCUGCUCAAGAGCAGCAAGCCAAAUUCCUCUCUCUGUUACACGGGACAAAUUCAAAACGUCGACCUUUUCGAGAGAAUGAGCAUCCAUCAACCUCCAUGGUCCUUCAUUAAUGUGGGUGUUUAUUCUAUCAACUUCAUAUCUUCUGUUUCUUCCUGCUCCUAAUCGCAUCAUACACUGGGGAUGUUGGAAUGGUGGGACGAAAAUUUGAUUAGCAGCCAAGAUAUGAAGAUUCUAGUUGUAACAUAUCAUUUUGUUGUUGUCAUGAAUACAUAGGAUCGGUUCUUAAGCCUUUCGGAGGCAUGAUGGGUGACGAGAUGUGGUCGGAAAAACUUUUUUCCUGAUUUUCUUUUUACUGAUGACAUGUACAUCAGAAAUAAUGUUUACACAGCUGAGAAGGGACAUCAAUCUGUAAUAAUCCUAUUAUAUAAAUCGUGGAUG